Argiope bruennichi is the source of this 1651-nucleotide messenger RNA. Its product is annotated as degenerin-like protein asic-1. NCBI's taxonomy places the organism in Eukaryota, Metazoa, Arthropoda, Arachnida, Araneae, Araneidae. Bases 1 to 1560 code for a protein of 519 amino acids. The transcript has a single exon. Gene Ontology annotation, cellular component: membrane. Gene Ontology annotation, biological process: sodium ion transmembrane transport. Gene Ontology annotation, molecular function: ligand-gated sodium channel activity. The record is from RefSeq and is a predicted model, not a curated record.
AUGGACUAUGAAAUAGGCCGAAGGUGUAAGGAAGGGAAUGCUUGCAGAGAUCUCGAAACUUCAAACAGUAGACAAUGUAAUUGCCACAGUUUCUGCGACAUUUUAAGCGACAAUUCAUCCAUUCAAGCUGUUUCUCGUCUAGCUAAAGCAGGAACGAAAACUCGAAAAUAUUUCUGGCUAGUAGCUUUUGUGGUCUGUCUGUGCGGUUGUGCGUACGAAGUAAAUAGUUUUCUGUCCAUUUUUUUCCAGUAUCCAGUCCUCAUAGACGUUGAGGUAAGAAACAACGAAAUUCUGAAAUUUCCUGCUGUUACAGUGUGCAACCUGAAUCGAAUGAAACAAAGUUACGUUUCAUGCGUGAAUGCAAAGAAAUCAUGGUUCGAAUGCAUGAUCGAUCAGUAUUUCCCUGUAUUCCCAAGAAGUAGUAUUAUCUUAACAGAAAGAAGAUUCAUGGCAUCCAUUUCAAAGACACCGACUCGAUUUGAGGAAGCAUACAAGAAAAAAUCACGCAAAUUUCUGGACAGUUACGUUAACUUAGACGAAAUCGACCGGAAAUGUUAUGGGUAUUCUCUGCAUGAAUUAGUGAAAAACUGCACCUUCAAUUCUGCAAUUUGCGUUGCAAGUGACUUUUCUUAUUUUCAGAGCAAACAAUAUGGAAAUUGUUUUACUUUCAGCAAGGAAACAGAAGUGAAUAAGAUAGGUCCAGAUUUCGGAUUAGAGCUUGAUCUGGAUGUCCAGCUUCAAACAUACAUGGAUAUAACACAAAAUGCUGGCCUAAGAAUUGUAAUCCACGAUCCAGACGAGGACCCUAAUCCUCUUGAGGAUGGUAUUAACAUUAGUCCUGGUUAUGAAACCGAAAUAUCUUUGACGAAAAUAUCUUCACAAAGACUCCCAGCUCCCUAUAGAGAUCGCUGUAAAGUAUAUAAAGCUACCAAUGAUAGUUAUAAUCCUGAUGGAAGUCAAUUCAAUUGUAUUAACCAAUGUAUGCAGAGGACAAACUUUGAAAAAUGUGGAUGUGUCAAUCCUUUCUUAUCAACGAAUCUAGAAACCAGCCGAUGUUAUCUGAAUAACUCCAGUCAGAUGUCCUGUUUAGAUGAUGUCUUAGAAUAUUUGGGCAAAAAGGGGCUUCCUUGUGAAUGCCCACUGCCUUGCAUGAGUUCAUCCUAUAACCUCAGAAUCUCGGCAUCUCUUUUACAGACCACAAGCGUAAAUUGGAAUGGUUCUUCUUUGGAUCAAGAAGAAGAUCCCGACUGUGAUAUUUCCAGAUUCAUGGAUAUUGAUUCUAUAUAUUUUGAAAUGUCUUCAGUAUCACAAAGAAAAAGAAAUUCUGACACAAAUGCUGAAUUAGAAACGCGGGCCAAAUUGAAAGUGUUUUAUGGCAGUUUGGAUCAUAAGAUAUUUUCUCAAAAAGCCAUGUUUGCGGAUUCCGAGCUGUUCGGCCAUCUAGGAGGACAUUUAGGUUUAUGGUUAGGACUAUCUCUCGUGGCUCUGUUUGAAUGUGUUGAAUAUUUACUGCUUCUAUCAAAUUUUGUUGUGAAGAGAAAAGUUGUACCCAUUAACUGAAAUAUAGCAGGUAUUAUUGAUUGAUUUUUUACACUUGCAGUUAUUGUUUAAUGUGAAUAUAAAAUUGUCUUUUUUUUCUAAUGCUAUAAUU